AACCAAAAAAAACCCAAAACAAGUAAUCUCUAGUUUGUAUUGUGUCACCUUGACAUUUUGUUUGUGAAGCUGAGGUUAGGUGAGUUGAUAGGUCAGCGUGUGAUUAUAUACCACUAUAACCAGAGCAGAUGGGGCCUGACUAGUGAGACACGCAGCAAAUUCUGGAUACCAAUGCAAUGUAUUAAUCUUAUGUUAAAGUUAAUGUUUUUACACUGGAUAGCGUGCUGCUUUGAAUGUAGUGGUGUUGUUUUGUCAACACCAUUCGGCUGUUUAAAUAUGACACAAGUUUGCACGUAGUCCACCAAAACUUUGAACAGUCUGCUUCAGCUGUCUUUGUGUGUCAAAGUUUGCAUGUCAGAGUCAGAUUGUUGCUCAUGCUGGAGUCACAGAUUGUGGCUUUGAUAUAGUUACCAAGAAGCGUAGUGCACAUGUGUCAUGCAUUUAUCCCUGCCCUCUAACUCCUUCGCCCGCUUGCUCAUUUCACCUACAACAAUCUGAGUCUUUAUUUCCUGCUGUGACAUCAUCACUCCAUGCUCUCCGACUGCACUGCCCUUCUUCCCACUUCCUGGCCCGAUAGGAAAUGAGCCGCCCCAGAGGAGUGCUGCUAAUCGGGGAAGUGUGGGUGGACAAGGACACACCUGUGUCCACUACACUGGACUCUGUGUUUCCCCUCAGUCUGGUGUUGAAUGGGGCACCAAAGUAAAGCACAUAAAAAAUAAUGAAAGGAAAAAAAAAUCUGCUGAUGUUGUUGACAGCGAGACGCAGAGCACUUUUUUGGGGGCAGUUGUGGGGGUUUUUGUUUGGGUUUUUUUGUAGUGCCCAGUUAACAACUUGAGUUUCCAGUCAAAGGAAGACAGUGUUGUUUGGUAGUUACUAGUUUGUUUGUUGGGGGGGGGUUUCUUUGUUUGCUUUUUUUUUAAUACACUGGGUCCAUAACGGCACACUUACCUGACCAUUUUAUACCGCUCAUAGCAACAUCUGUUUAAAUGCGUGGUUCAACUCUACAACAACACUGUCUGUUCACAUCAGAAAGACCCUCCUCUUCCUCCAUACAGUGCAUCUCCAUCAUAACUUGGUCAUGUUUGUCUGUGCAUGUGACGCAGGCCUGCCUUUGUUUUCAGCCGUGGAGCAGCUGCCCCACCGGCCGCCGCGCUGUUGUGACUGAAACAACUGUGUGUGUCCCCCCCCUGCAGCUGCACAGGCCCGUGUGUCACUGCCGCACCUGUUCAAUGGCCCUGUGUUGACUGAGUGAUAUCACAUGUCGACUGUGUGCAAAUUACACAGAAAUGGUGGGGGGAGGGUGAUCUGUAAUUUGAGCAGGCAAUAUGUUUUUUAUUGUUUGUUUGUCUUUUUAAGAUGCAAGUGUCAGUAAUGCCGUGCAUGUGCACAACGCACCCAUGAGAUCUUUCAUCCCCUUUAACACUCUUCCCUUGUUACAUGAAGUCUGUUUGCUGUGAAAACACACACACGCAGUUACACAGGUCAGGUUUUUUCCUCUUUCUGUUUUUGCUCCCGGGAGGGGCCUCAUGCUGUGGCUCAACAACAGUUGGUGCGUAGAAAAACGAAGGAACAGCUGAGACCAGCGGGAAUAGCCAUAACAUCAGCUGCCGGCCUCUCUUUCUCUCUCUCACACACACACACACACACAGUAAUGCACACCAAUAUACAGCAUUUAUAUUUCCUGUCUUGCUCAGCAUGUUCUAACCUUAUACUACCAUUAUUUUUCAUUGUCAGAUUAUGAUUAAACAUCUAGAUUGAUUUUUAGAUCUUAAAAAAGGGGAAAAAAUGGGCUGGUGUGACUCAGCGGUGUUGCGAAUGAAAUGGUUAAAGCCUAGUCAGCAUUAUCGCCGGUGACUGGUGAGUCACAGUCGGUGCACACCUAAGAGUUUUGACAAGGUUUCUACUCUGACUCACGCUGUGAAAUGAUUAGCCUGUGGCGGUUAGACAUGCUUAUUAGGUUUUAGCUGCACACGUGUGUUCAUGCGUGUACUGGCGGGAAAUGCUUUGUAGUAAAAUGAAGGCGGCCUCCACAGCUCAAAUGUCACAUUGUUAAUCUCGCCGUAAUGAUGGAGAGCGUUUAUGAUGGAGAGCGAACCGCACUUGAUUGCUUUCAGAGCUUUAUUUCUCUGGCCACGCGCGGCGUUUAAGUCUGCGCUUGGUUAAAUCGCUCGCUCUCGAGCACCCUCCGGUUAAUCCCCUGCAUUCUUGUGACAGUGAAAUCACCCUGCUCGUCUCCAGCUGCUGGCAGCCGUGCCUCUCGAUCUUCCUGCAGCGCAGUGAGAGCAAUAGGAGGCGAUCCACAAGUUUGGGGUUUCACUGACUAAUAGCUUUCGAUGAGCCCCAGAGUGAAGUGGCAGUGUCAUCUGACCUUUAACCUCAAUAGAAAGAAGGAAAAGCCACUUCAGAGAUGGACCAGGUAUCUGAUGAUGAGUUGGACCAUGGAGCAGAGGAAGACAGUGACAAGGAGGACCAGGACCUGGACAAGAUGUUUGGAGCCUGGCUGGGAGAGCUGGACAAGCUCACACAGAGUCUGGAUGAUGGCAGGCCGCAGAAAGCACUGCAGAAACCUCCUCUCAGGCAGGAGACGAACAUGGCCAACUUUUCCUACCGCUUCUCAAUGUAUAACAUAAAUGAGGCGUUGAACCAAGGUGACACAGUGGACCUGGAUGCCCUGAUGGCUGACCUGUGCUCCAUCGAGCAGGAGUUGAAUACCAUUUCCAAACCAAACUCAACUUCUCGCAGCCAGAGCAAAGGCCAGCAGAGGGCAGCUGGAGGGCGCAGUGCUAGCACUAAGCACACAGGCACCAGUGGAGGAGGAAGCAGCGGAGGAAGUGCAAGCAGCAGUACUCGAGCAUCACCGGCCAACACGGUACGAGGUGGCAGCGCCACUGCUCGCCCCGCGGCCUCUAACAUCUCCCUAGAUGACAUCACCUCUCAGCUAGAGAAGGCCUCCCUGAGCAUGGAUGAAGCGGCACGUCAGACGUCCUCCUCUUCCUCCUCCUCGUCCUCAUUUUCCUCCAGCACCAUCCGGCGGCCCUCGUCCGGAUCGUCCGGCGGCGGAGGGCAGCAUCGGAGGACUGGUUCGGUCGGUGCUGUCACCGAGCAGGACGCACCAUCCCAGCGGUCUAGUGUGAACUCAGCAUGUGCCUCAGCUUCGAGCAUGGACUCCCUGGAUACGGAUAAAGUGACAGGAGGAGAGGUGGAGAGCCAGGGCAGCCCAAUCUCACAAGGACAAAACCAAACCAAUACAGAGCAUGUCACGCUGCGACGAGCCAACAGUAAGCCGGCCAGACGGCAGCUUGACUUCACCUCACGAGAGGGCGAAGUGGAUCGGGCCACCCACUCCUAUCUGGACCAAGAAACCUCGCUCAUUCUGAAAAGCAUAGCUGGAAAGCCUUCUCACCUCCUGACCAAGGAGGAGCAAGCUGCCAAACUGAAGGCGGAGAAGAUCAGAGUCGCCCUGGAGAAAAUCAAGGAGGCACAAGUCAAAAAGCUGGUGAUCAGGGUCCACAUGUCCGACGAGAGCUCAAAGACCAUGAUGGUAGACGAGCGGCAGACAGUCAGGCAGGUGCUAGACAGCCUGCUGGAUAAGUCCCACUGUGGAUACAGCCCUGACUGGUCUCUGGUGGAAACCAUCACUGAGCUGCAGAUGGAGCGUAUUUUUGAGGACCACGAGAACCUGGUGGAGAAUCUGCUAAACUGGACCCGGGACAGCCACAACAAGCUCAUGUUCAUAGAGCGCAUUGAGAAAUACGCCCUCUUCAAGAACCCUCAGAACUAUUUGCUGGGGCGGAAGGAGACAUCAGAAAUGGCCGACAGGAACAAAGAGGCUUUAUUAGAGGAAUGUUUCUGUGGUGGCUCAGUGUCUGUGCCAGAGAUCGAAGGCAUCUUGUGGCUCAAAGAAGAUGGGAAAAAGUCAUGGAAGAAGCGUUACUUCCUCCUCAGGGCUUCGGGGAUCUACUACGUCCCCAAAGGCAAAGCCAAGGCAUCCAGAGAUCUCGUGUGCUUCCUGCAGUUGGACCAUGUUAACGUGUAUUACGGGCAGGACUACCGCAGCAAAUACAAAGCUCCCACUGACUACUGCCUGGCCUUGAAGCAUCCACAAAUCCAGAAGAAGUCCCAGUACAUCAAGUAUCUGUGCUGCGAUGAUGUCAGGACGCUGCACCAGUGGGUGAAUGGAAUCCGCAUCGCAAAGUAUGGGAAGCAGCUGUAUUUGAACUACCAGGAAGCCAUGAAGAGGACAGAGGCAGCCUACGAUUGGUCCUCUCUCUCUACGUCUAGCAUCAGAUCUGGCUCCAGCUCCGCCAGCAUACCCGAGUCCCAGUCGAAUCAUUCGGGCCAUUCUGACAGCGGGGUGGAUACGGGCUCCUCUCAUGGGCGUUCCCAGAGCGUGGUGAGCUCCAUAUUUUCAGAGGCCUGGAAGAGGGGUACCCAGAUUGAGGAAAACUCAAAGAUGAGAAUGGAGGCAUCCAGAGGGGCCACGCUGCCGCACAGUUCCCACAGCCACCGGCAUCACAGCCAGCAUUCAGUUGACCACUCAGCCCUGACGCCGCCUCCGCAGCAGCCUCAGGCGCAGCCUCCAUCACGGCCUCAGUCUCAGCCCCACCCCCAGCAGCAGCAGCACCCCCCACAGCAUCAGCACCCAUUGGUGCAACCCCAGACGCCAAUUCAGCUGCAGCACCAGCACCAGCACCCGCCUCCCCAGCAUCCGUCUCCUCAGGAGGCAGUUCCGCCACCACCACCGCAGGCAGCACCACCGCCACCGCUACAACCACCACAGUCUGCUCAACUACAUCAACAGCAGCUGCAGAAGCAGCAACAGUCACAGGCCUUCAGCAACUACAACCACAUGCCCCCACAGGAGCAGCAGCAACCAGCUCCCGCACCCCCUCCACCUCCGCCACCUCCACCACCGCCUCCCCCACCCCCUCCACCAGUCCAGACGGUGUCAUAUCAGUCGCCGGCUCUCACAAUGUACAAGUACAGCACCAUCACCAGGCUGCAGAACCAGAAAGGAGGCAAGAUACCCUUUCACCUCCCUGCUACAGCCCAGCAGGUUCUGCCCACGACUCUGACACCACCUGCACUGCAGGCCAUCAAACCAAACGUCAAUCACAUUGCUGCAAGGACUAAUGUGCCCCCGCCUCCUCCACCACCACCUCCCCCUCCACCGUCCAUGCCAACCCCCGGGUCUGCCAUGGCUGUGCUGAAACUGGGCCCACCCAGUCCGGCUACUCCACCGGCUUUCAUCCCUCCACCGGCUUUCAUCCCUCCACCGCCAGUUCCUCUGCCUGCUCCACAGACCAAUGGAAUUGCAUUUCCUCCCCCUCCGCCGCCCCCGCCGCCACCAGCUAUUGCAGCUGCUCCCGUGAGUCAGCCUGUCUACCACAGUGGACUCAAGCAAGCGCUGAAGGAGCGGUUUCCCAGCCCGCCGCGGGACCUCCCGUCUCCAAACGGCGGGCUCGAGGAUUCCCCACCACCUGCCCCCACACCACCGCCACCACCGCCACCACCUCCUCCUCCUCAACAGUUCCAAGUACCGGCCCAGUUUCCACCUCCUCCUGCACCCCUGGCAGCACCACUGAAAAACUUCAACCCAGGCUUUCUCCCUCAUACUGCCCCCAAGCCCAUGUCACCAGUCUCCCCUUUCCCUCCUGCCCCGCCUCCUGCUACAAUGAGUUGCCCGACCCCAGCUCCACCACCACCCCCUCCUCUACCUGCACCCCUUAAGAAGCAGUUCAGCCUCCAGACAGGCCACACCUCCACUCAACCCCCUCCAACUCUGCCUAAGCAGCAUAGUUUGUCUAAGCCACCAACCAUUUCCACAGGAGCCCCUCCCACCAUGUCUCUGGUGAAACAGCUAGCCAGUCAGUUCCCAGGAGCUUCAUCCCAAGCAGGCAAUCAAAUAGAGGCUUCGAAAGCCCCACUCUCUCCCCCUGCAGUUAAAACCAAACCAAAAUGGCAGCGUGGGGGUGGCCAGCAGCUGCAGUCUCCCGAAUUCCCCCCUCCUCCUCCAGACAGCAACACCGGCUUCCCUGCUCAACCACCACCACCACCACCUCCUCCUCCUCCACCUCCCCCAGCACCAGUCACAGGUCCGACGCCACCUCCUCCUCCCCUUCCUUCUGGAAACAUGGGCUCCCCCAUAAGGAGGUCACCCUCUGGUUCCUCUAGUUUUGGAGGCAAGAAACCUCCUCCCACCCCCCAGAGGAACUCCAGCAUCAAGUCCAACGCCUCAAACUCCUACGAGGAAUCCAGGAGAAAUUUGCUCAGCAAGUUUGCUCCCCAAGGCAACACCGCCCCUCCCUCCUCAUGUCCUCCCUCCAAUGGAUCGCCUUCAAAGGAGCCCUCAAAUGGACCUCCUGCUCCCCCAAAACCAGGAAAGCUCAACCUGGCUAACCUGCCCCUGGCACUGCAGGCCAAGGUAAGCCAGGCAAAGCAGUCUGGUGGCGACUUCCCUUCCCCACCUCCUGAGUGCGCCUACUUCCCACCUCCUCCACCUGCCUCCGAGCUCUUCCCCCCUCCACCACCUCCAGGUAAUGACGCCCAUACGGGCGGACCUCCUCGAGUAGCAGUGGUGAAUCCCCAGCCCCAGGCUCCUCCUCCACCACCACCCAUCUCCCUCGUCAGUAACUCAACAUGGGGAAAGAGCUCCCUGAAAAAGACUCCUCCGCCCACGCUCGGGCGGCGUAGUAACAACACCCCAGAACCACCUCCGCUCUCGCCACCUCCACCCACUUCCCCAAAAGGUAGCUCAGGCCAGCCCAACUUCUUGGAGGAUCUGAACAGGACACUGAGGCGAAAGUCAGUGGGACGCCAGGGCUCCACCAACUCCGCCGGCCUCUCAGGCAAGUUGGACCCCGCGGGGACCAUGGACGACAUGGCGCUGCCCCCGCCGCCUCCUGAGCUGCUCCUGGACCAAGGAAAGCAAAGCAACGGAGGAAACGGUGGCUAUAUGUCCGGAAACAUCUCAGGCUAUGCAACACUACGACGAGGACCCCCUCCUGCCCCACCCAAAAGAGGGGAUGGCACCAAGCUUACUGGAUAGUAGUUGAACUUGUCGAUAAGGACACGAUGAAGACGAAUGAAUAGACAAUGAAAUGAUAUACUGAAGUAAAAAUGCAUUAGUGGACUACUCUUUUCUUCUCCUGGGGACACGAUAAUAAAUGACUGUGUAUAUACUAAAAGCCAAACCAGACCAUCUUCAAUUAGUGUUUGCUAGUUCUUCAUUUUUUUUAUUGCUUGGCUUUCUGGAUGAGUGAGGUUUACAAUACUGGGACACUUUAGACUCAAACAGGUUAAGUUGGAGGUGUCUAAACUAUCCAAGCUCUCUGGAACAUGAAGUUUUUGCCCCGUACGGUAUAACCCCACUUGUCUGGUACACCAAGCAGCUCUGAGUAAACACUAAUAAUAAGACUUUGUGCAAAUAUUAUUGGAUCCAGGUCUGAGCCAAAUCAUGCAUCUGCUUCUUUGCCACAAGUUUGUGCCACAUUACUGGAGACCCAACACAGAAAACAACAAAAACUCAUCAUGAUCUCUCUGCUUUGGUACUGCAUGGACAACAUGUAAACAACAAGCUGUAAAACAUGAAGCUGUGUGCGUGCAUGUGUGUACGUGCGUGUGUGUGUGUGAGAGAGAGAGAAAUGGACUGAACGUGCAUCCAUGCAUUGAGUGCAUGCAUGCGUAUGUGAUGGUAUGGUGGUAGUAGUUAAUCAUCAUUAGGGAGGGCCUUCAUGGAACAGGAAUUGUCAGGUUUGCUUUUAUAUAAAAUUAUUUAAAGAUUGGUAAAUGGAAGGAUUUUUUUUAUAUGUGUAAGUGUCUUUUAAAUAGAUUAAAGCCUAGAGAGGAGCAGAUCAACAUUAGCGCACAAUGGAAUGUAUCUGGAAGAAAAGAAAGGCAAUGAUUCAGUAAAAUCUUUUGUCUUAAGCGUUUCUAGACUGUUUCACCACUUGACAAAUGCAAAUCAGAAGGAAGCCUUACUCUUAAAGUCUUGCACAGAGGUCAAAACAGAAAGGAAGUAUCUUCUAAAGGUUUCCAAAAAAAAUGGCAUGGACUGUGCAGCUGGAUUUAAUUUAAUGCAAAACUUGUACUGGACUUUGUAGAAAAGGAGAGAGGAGGAGGAGGCCUGGGGUGGUUAUCUUUGUGGACUGUGUGAGUUCCCUGUGUGCUGGCUUGAUUUCGGACCUUAUCCUUCAGUUUGUAUCUGUACAGUUGCAGCUGCUGCUCCGUUACCGUUGGUUCCCCCGCCGCCUUCUUAAGUUCCCCGUCCAGGAAGUGGCGAGCACCGGCUGGAUUCAGCCACGUGAAGUAUCGAAGGAGAGAUGCAUUUUAUCCGGUUAAUGUACAGAGCAUCGAAUCAUGUAGUUUAUUAUAACACAAAUCAUCUGAAUGUUCAACUCAACUUUGUGUCUAUGGAAUCUCGUUUCCUCGUGGUGCCAUUGCUGCUCCAUCUCUUGGUGCACAGGGUCAGAGGUUAUCUAGAGGGUCGACUAUGAAGGGUUUCCAUUUCUAGCAGCGAUGCCUUCGUUUUUAGGGUGCUAGUGCUGUCCUUCGACAUGUCCGUGUGUGCCAGGAUGACAUAUCAUGAAUAUUUCAGAUCAUUUAGACUGGCUUUGGUGUGGGGUGGUGUAGAGUCCAUACAAGGCCUUGAAGACAGUGUAUCUUUUUUUUUCUUAUAACUGAACGUCAUUGUCCUUACCGGGAUGUUUGCUGCAGUACAGUAUGUAAGUUAUAUCGAUGUGCUGAGGCGAACACGUGGGGCCAGAUGAAGAAAAAUGUUUGCAGAUGAGAGUAAAUGUUUCCUCUUGCAUAUAAACUGAAAAUCACAAUAUAAAUGUUUAAACCAGA
Molecule: messenger RNA, 8847 nt
Organism: Haplochromis burtoni (Burton's mouthbrooder)
Lineage: Eukaryota; Metazoa; Chordata; Actinopteri; Cichliformes; Cichlidae
Gene: raph1b
Product: Ras association (RalGDS/AF-6) and pleckstrin homology domains 1b
Exons: 18
Coding region: 2408-7048 (1546 amino acids)
Biological process (GO): signal transduction
Cellular component (GO): plasma membrane; cytosol
Source: RefSeq, a predicted model, not a curated record